Dichomitus squalens LYAD-421 SS1 is the source of this 973-nucleotide messenger RNA. Its product is annotated as phosphoadenylyl-sulfate reductase. The transcript is spliced from 3 exons. Gene Ontology annotation, cellular component: cytoplasm. Lineage: Eukaryota; Fungi; Basidiomycota; Agaricomycetes; Polyporales; Polyporaceae. Gene Ontology annotation, molecular function: phosphoadenylyl-sulfate reductase (thioredoxin) activity. The coding region runs from base 43 to 897 and encodes 284 amino acids. The record is from RefSeq and is a predicted model, not a curated record.
CUUGAUUCCUUGCCUCCAGAGAUACUUUAAGCUACGUCACUAAUGCCGCAAUCCACCGCCAAACCGGUCUUCGACAAGCCCCUUAGGCUUCCCCUCUCCCAAGAGGAGAUCGACUCAAUCAACGCCUACCUCCGCGACGUGACCCCGGAGCAGAUCCUCGAGUGGGCUCAUGAACAUGUUCCCGGCCUCUUCCAGACGACGGCCUUUGGGCUCACGGGCCUUGUCGCCAUUGACAUGCUUUCGAAGAUCACCCCAAAUCCCCCUCCGCUGAUCUUCGUCGACACACUCUAUCACUUUCCAGAAACCUACGAGCUCGUCGAGGAGGUCAAGAAGCGGUACAAUCGCGACGUGCAUGUAUACAAGCCCAAGGGUUGCGAGACGGUGGAGGACUUCGAGAAAAAGCACGGGCAGAAGCUCUGGGAGGCGGAUGAGACGUUGUACGACUACCUCGUGAAGGUCGAGCCUGCUCGAAGAGCAUACGAAGAGCUCGGCGUGAAGGCGGUCAUCACCGGCCGCCGCGCAUCCCAAGGCGCAGAUCGCGCGAAUCUGCAGCCUCUCGAGGUCGACAACACCGGUCUCAUCAAGCUCAAUCCUCUCUUCGCCUGGACGUUCCCCUUCGUCCAGUGGUACGUCGACAACAACAAGGUCCCGCGCAACAAGCUCCUCGACCAGGGCUACCGUAGCAUUGGCGACUGGCACAGCACUGUGAAGAGCGGCGAGGGGGAUGCUGGUGAGCGUGCGGGCCGGUGGGCGGGCAAGCAGGAGAAGACCGAGUGCGGUCUGCAUGUGGAUUACUUCAAGCUGAAGGCGGAGGCUGAGAAGAAGCUAAAGGAGAAGGCUGCCGACCAACAGUCUUCAGAAAGUGCGUCGGCGCUGGCGGUCGAGGCGAUCGCAUGAUCGAGGAGGAUGCGUGGCUACUUGCUGCUCUAGGAAGCUAUCCACUCGUGUAUAGUAGCACUAUCUUAUGCUUUCG